This is a messenger RNA of Emiliania huxleyi CCMP1516, 655 nucleotides long. RefSeq lists its product as hypothetical. The coding region runs from base 101 to 541 and encodes 146 amino acids. Lineage: Eukaryota; Haptophyta; Isochrysidales; Noelaerhabdaceae. The record is from RefSeq and is a predicted model, not a curated record. The transcript has 3 exons.
GCCGACGGCCCAAGAGCGACGCCAGCUAGCGACGCCAGCGUGUCGGCCCGCUGCAGCAGUUGUUGCGUGUGAGCAGAGCCGCUAGAGAGCCGGCCGCGCAAUGGCCGUGAACCAGAUCGAGGAGGACGAGGGCCCUCUCGAGGCGGAGGACGUCGGCCCGGACCCAUACGACGAUGACGAGGCGGACACAGUCGCAAUCAAGGGCGACUACAAGAAGCAGUUUUCGGCGGAGCGGACGACAAACCAGUGGGUCAUGCUGGGCAUCAAGUCGGGAGGCCUCUCCAUCGGGCUGCUGUCGGCGGGGCAGUACGAGCCGGAGAUCAAGAUGGCCGGCACUCUCCUCCUCAUCCCCUCCAUCUUUUGCGCCCUCUGGGGAGGGCUGCAGUACCGCCGCCGCACGAACAACAUCGAGGCCCUCUCCAAGGACUCGCUAGCCUCCUUCGAAGACCGGUUCGGGACGACUGUCGCCGUGGCGUCGCUCUCGCUCGCGGUCUGCGUCAAUGCCGCCUUUAGCCUUAUGCGUUACUUCGACAACGUCUAACCCAGCGUGUGAGCUGUGUGAUGUCGAGGUGGCGGCAUUGUCACGACACCACCCGAGUCAGUCUCAUGUGACGAUGUGACGACGUGUUGAGGAAAACAUUGCAAACAUGACACA